ACCUUUCAACAGUGAUUGCUGCUUAUUGGUUUUUGCAUCUAGUAAUGAUGGAAAACUACACUUUCAACAGCUAUAUGCUGCAGAUUGAAGGGUUAAAUGUGGAAGAGGCGUCCAGGUACCCUGUAUUCUUCGUGUUGGUGUCCGUCUAUCUGUUCAUUAUGAUGGCUAACAUUGGGAUUGUGGCUCUGAUUAUCCUUGAUAAAAGCCUCCAUCAGCCCAUGUAUUUGCUGUUUUGCAACCUGCCUUUUAAUGAUAUUCUGGGAAACUCUGUCAUGUUGCCUCGUGUGUUGAUGGACAUUCUCCAGCCGCCGGCUGAGCGCCUCAUCGGUUACUAUGAGUGUGUUGUUCAGGCUUUCUGUUCCCACAUGUUCGGCACCACGUCCCACACGGUGCUGAUGAUCAUGGCCUUCGACAGAUAUGUCGCCAUCUGUAAUCCUCUGCGUUACUCUGUGAUAAUGACCAACAGGAUGAUGGUGAAGCUGACCGUCUCUGCCUGGGGGUCGGCCUUGGUUCUGGUGGGGAUUCUGCUGGGCCUGACCAUCCGACUGAGCCGAUGUAGGACUUUCAUUGCUAAUACUUACUGUGACAACGCCUCACUGUUCAAGCUGUCCUGUGAGAGCGUGGUGAUCAAUAACAUCUACGGCCUGACCUUCACCGUGGUUCUCUUGACCUCCUCCAUCGGCAGCAUCAUUGUCACCUACACCAGGAUCACUGUUGUCUGUCUGACCAGUAACAGCAAGUCUCUGAACCGUAAAGCCUUGAAGACCUGCAGCACACACCUCUUUGUCUACAUGAUUAUGUUUGUUUUUGGGAAAAUGAACAUUGUGUUGCAUCGUUUCCCUGAAUACUCAGAGUACAGAAAAGUGUGUGUUAUUCUGUUUCAUAUCAUCCCCGGCAGCCUGAACCCCAUCAUCUACGGCGUUCAGUCCAAAGAGAUGAAGCGGUUUCUGUCCAAGCUGUUCCACUCCAGAAAGGUUCUGUCGUCAUAAUAAUAAUGAGUAAAAUUAGCUUUAAACUCUGAAAGCUGAGCGCGACUCGUUAGGUUUAAAACAUCUGACAAUGAAAUGCUUGUAUGUAAAAAAAGAAAAAGAAGGAGAGAGAUGGAGAAAUCCCCAUUAGUUGGGAGUUUCAGAAAAUGUUGGCUCUGACAUUUCUGGAGGGGUUUAGUUUAUCGAAUAUAGAAAUGUACAUAGAAUUGUAAAAACAACUUUAUUGACCAUCAAGGAAAAAUCAUGUAUGCUUGAAAGUAAGGAAAUAUUCUGAGUAUAUUAUGAGUAUUUUUUAGCCAAAACAUGUUUACAAUGUCCUUAGACUACAAUACGGUUAUAUUUAUACACUAUAUUAAAGUCAAAGUUUAAAAUAUGUUAAAAUUGAGUUUAGAACAAGUUCAGAUUUUAGUCUUAAAUUUGUCAAAGAAAUGUAAACUGUAGUGGACCCAGACAUACAAUUGACCAUGUUUAGGUUGCAAAGCCCUUCCUGUUCGUCUACUGAGGGACAUACAGUAGAUGAUACUGUACAGUAAACGUUUAUCAGAGGCCAUGUAUGUUGGACAUAGCUCAAUGUUAUGACUCAUAUUUGUGUCACUUUCUUUCACAAAUAAAAACA
Messenger RNA from Xiphophorus hellerii (green swordtail), 1605 nucleotides. RefSeq names its product olfactory receptor 52D1-like. NCBI's taxonomy places the organism in Eukaryota, Metazoa, Chordata, Actinopteri, Cyprinodontiformes, Poeciliidae. The transcript has a single exon. The coding region runs from base 45 to 989 and encodes 314 amino acids. Gene Ontology annotation, molecular function: olfactory receptor activity; odorant binding. Gene Ontology annotation, cellular component: membrane. Gene Ontology annotation, biological process: detection of chemical stimulus involved in sensory perception of smell; G protein-coupled receptor signaling pathway. The record is from RefSeq and is a predicted model, not a curated record.